CCUUGAAUCUGUGAGCCAGAACAAAAUAAAAGGGGUGAUCAAUUAUUUAUCUACUCCAAAGUCUAAUCCAGCUGGGGUUUGCAAGUCUGCAAUACAAGUAAGUCUCCAGUGAAGAUGUUCAUAUCUCUUGUUUUGAUCGGAACACUGAUGACAAGGGAGUUUUUUCACCUCUGUGGAAGAGAGAAAUGGGCCUGCCUUUGCAUUUGAGGCGGCUAUGGUGAUGGAAAUUUUGGGUUUCUUUCCAUCUGGAAGUUCUGAUACAUUAUGUGAGGUGCCAUCUUUUCUAUUUUCUCUGUCAUGGGUGUUUGAUUUCAGUUUAAAUUAUUAUAUGAUUGAAUAGCGUUCUUGAUGCUGUUCUUCCUAAACCCUAGGUUAUUAUUUUAGCUGAGCUUCAAGUUCACACCUUUCUCUCUUUCCUUUCUUCAACUCAAUGUCUCCAUCCCAUCUCUUUCGUCUGAAAUUUCAUCCUGUGAUGGGUGUUGGAGAACUUAAAUUGCUUCUCUGGAUUCUGUCGGUGUUGUCUUUGGUACUCAUCUCCUUGGGAUUUGUACCUAAAGACAAUUACCUGAUAGAUUGCGGAUCAUCCACCAGCACGACGGUGAUGAAUCAUGUUUUCGUUGCUGAUAAUUCCCAAUACCUUAAGACCCAACGCAAUAUUAUGGCCAGCACAUCGAACUCCAUCACUUCUAUCAUCGCUUCGCCUCUGUAUCAAACAGCCCGAAUCUUCAAUGGAACAGCUUCUUACAACUUUCCUAUCAGCAAUCAGGGAAGGCACUGGAUACGCCUCUACUUCUUCCCGUUUCAAUACCAGGAAUACAACAUGAGUAUGGCAAUCUUCUCAGUUACCGCCCAAAAUUUCGUCCUCCUCGGUAAUUUCAAUCCACGGAACGGUUCUAUGUUCAAGGAGUACUCCCUGCCUGUAACUUCAGACAACCUCGUCCUCUCCUUCACCCCUGCCGAGCAUUCCUUUGCCUUCUUAAAUGCCUUGGAGGUUGUUUCGGUCCCUGAUACACUGAUCACCGACAAUGCCCAAACUGUUAAUCCAUUAGGGGCAUUUCAAGGUCUACUAAUGAAUGAAGCAUUGCAGACAGUUUGGAGGGUGAAUAUGGGUGGACCACUGGUCACAACCCUGAAUGACACCCUUGGGAGAACUUGGGUUGCUGAUCAGAAUUUUAUAGUGAACCAGAAUCUUGCCCAGUCUGUAACUGGGUCUGUCAAUUAUGUGCAAGGAGGACCAACCAGGGAUAUUGCUCCUGAUACUGUAUAUGGCACUGCCACAGAGAUGAACUCAUCAAAUGCACCCAACCCCAAUUUCAAUAUGACAUGGAAGUUCAACGUGGAUGCUGGUUUUCAGCAUCUGAUUCGAUUUCACUUCUGUGAUAUAGUCAGUACAGCUCUCAACAAUCUCUACUUCAAUGUUUAUGUUAAUAGCUGGGUUGUUGCUCAAGAUCUUGAUCUUAGUCUUGUAACAGUCAAUACCUUGGCCGCUCCCUAUUAUAUGGACUUUGUUCUGGGUUCAAGUAAUAGAACCAUACUCUCUGUAAGUGUUGGGCCUUCUACUACUGUUACUAGUGUUAGCCCGAAUGCCAUCCUAAAUGGGCUGGAGAUCAUGAAAAUGAGUGACUCUAAGGGUAGCCUUGAUGGUGAGGCCUUUAUCUCCCCACAUGGUUCGAAGAAGAAGGUUGGUUUGAUUGUGGGUGUGGUUCUUGGGGUGAUUGCUGUGGUAUUCUUGGGUACCAUCCUCUUCUUCAUCCUGCACAGAAGUCGACGACUGGCACAUGAUCACCCUUCAAAAUCAAAUGGAAGGAAUGCUCACAGCACGGUUAGUAAAUUCUCUAAUGGAACUAUAACUAGUGCCACCUCAGAACUUGCUCUCCGCUUUGCUUUUGUGGCACUGCAGGAGGCCACAAACAACUUUGAUGAGAGCUUGGUUAUUGGGGUUGGUGGUUUUGGGAAGGUAUACAAGGGAGUUCUGAAAGAUGAAACAACAGUGGCAGUGAAGAGGGCUAAUCCCCUGUCCAAACAAGGCCUUAUGGAGUUCCAGACUGAAAUCGAAAUGUUAUCCCAGUUCCGCCACCGUCAUCUGGUCUCACUGAUUGGCUACUGUGACGAGCAGAACGAAAUGAUCCUUGUUUAUGAGUACAUGGAAAAUGGGACCCUCAAGAAUCAUUUGUAUGGCCAAAAUCUUCCCAGCUUGAGUUGGAAACAAAGGCUCGAGAUAUGCAUUGGAUCAGCCAAAGGACUUCACUACCUUCAUACCGGUUCUGUGAAGGCGAUUAUCCACCGGGAUGUCAAGUCUGCCAACAUCUUACUUGAUGAGAAUCUCAAGGCUAAGGUUGCUGAUUUCGGGCUUUCCAAGGCAGGACCUGAGAUCGAUCAGACACAUGUGAGCACUGCAGUUAAAGGAAGUUUUGGGUAUCUUGAUCCAGAGUAUUUCAAACGACAACAACUGACCGAGAAGUCUGAUGUGUACUCAUUCGGGGUGGUUUUGCUUGAAGUCUUUUGUGCAAGACCUGUAAUUGACCCAUCCCUUCCUAGAGAGAAAGUUAACUUGGCUGAAUGGGCAAUGCAGUGGCAAAAGAGAGGAGAAUUAGAGCAAAUCAUAGAUCCUAAUCUUGCUGGUAAAAUUAGGCCCGACUCUUUGAGGAAAUUUGCAGAGACAGCUGAAAAAUGCCUGGCUGAGUAUGGUGUUGACCGUCCCACAAUGGGAAAUGUGUUAUUUAAUCUAGAAUAUGCACUUCAACUGCAGGACACAACCACUCAAGAUGAAACCGACGAGAACAGUACCAAUCAGAUAGGUGAGCUCUCCCCAAUGGUGAACCAUAUCAGCAAUGAGGAGACUAGUCUUAUUGCUGAGCAUUUAGAGUCAUCCCAAGUGGAUGAUUUUUCAGGGGUUUCAAUGAGUAAGGUGUUCUCCCAGCUGGUGAAAGCUGAAGGAAGAUAAAGAGGAAAGAGUUUUAUGCUACUGUAGAUACUGGCCUUACAUUUUUGCUAUCAAGUCAAACCAUGAUGGACCUAAUUGUAUCAAAUGACCAACCUUUCCCACCAAAGAAAUGCUUCAGUAGUUUUGCUUUGUACAGGAUGGGGAGCCAGAGAGGGUUGCUUCAAAAGAGUCUUGAUCGAGGACCCUCUGUUUCGGAUGAAGCUUCCUUGGUCUUAGUGGUAAAGCGUUACAUUGCAUAAAAAUUAUUAUUGUUAAACUAGCUUGGUUUUAUGUUUGCUCAAUGAUUUGAUAAUUCAGUUUGAUUUUUUGAUGUUGUACUGUACAGU
Messenger RNA from Telopea speciosissima, 3270 nucleotides. Its product is annotated as receptor-like protein kinase HERK 1. Gene Ontology annotation, molecular function: ATP binding; transmembrane receptor protein tyrosine kinase activity. The transcript has a single exon. Bases 431 to 2944 code for a protein of 837 amino acids. The record is from RefSeq and is a predicted model, not a curated record. Gene Ontology annotation, cellular component: plasma membrane; plasmodesma. Gene Ontology annotation, biological process: protein autophosphorylation. NCBI's taxonomy places the organism in Eukaryota, Viridiplantae, Streptophyta, Magnoliopsida, Proteales, Proteaceae.